CCUUUCUGCCUGUCCGUGUCUCUUUUUGUUCAAUUCCGCUUUUUCUCAAACAACAACAAAAUCAAACCCUGUAAAAACUUCCACGCUUUCUCGCACGGAUCUGUUGUUUGUUUCGUUUUCUCCUACUCUCUCGCGGAUUAUAGGGCUUGCUGAAACAGAUCUGGCUCCAAUUGCCGAUCAAGAUGGUCAAUUCGAGCACUUUUAGGGGCGCAUAGCGGAGCCACAGAGCGACUACUCAGUAGGGUUUUUGAUUGUCGAGUUACGAUGGCGGCUAUGCAGAGAGUGGCGCAUUCGAGCGUGACCACCAGCGGUGCCAGCAGCUAUGCCUCGUGCAAGGGCGGGGGUGCUUCUGGCUCUGAAGCAGGGCCGCACGAUCAGUUCCCGGCUGGCCUUAGGGUUCUCGUGGUCGACGACGACGUUACUUGCCUCAGGAUUGUUGAGCAGAUGCUCAUUCGCUGCCGCUAUUUCGUUACCACUUGCUCUGAGGCUACUGUUGCUUUGAAUCUCCUACGGGAGAGGAAGGGGUGUUUUGAUGUGGUACUGAGUGAUGUAUAUAUGCCUGAUAUGGAUGGUUUUAAACUUCUGGAGCAUGUUGGGCUAGAAAUGGAUCUUCCUGUUAUUAUGAUGUCUGCUGAUGGGAGAACAAGUGCUGUGAUGAGAGGAAUUAGACAUGGGGCUUGUGAUUAUUUGAUUAAGCCUAUACGUGAGGAAGAGCUCAAAAAUAUAUGGCAGCAUGUUGUUAGGAAAAAGUGGAAUGAAAAUAAAGAACUUGAACAUUCGGGCAGCUUGGAAGAGAAUGACCGGCAUAAACGAGGGAAUGAUGAUUCUGAAUAUACUUCCUCUGGUAAUGAAGGAACUGAAGGAAUACUGAAAGCUCAGAAAAAAAGGAGCAAUGCUAAAGAUGAAGAUGAUGGUGGAUUGGAAAGUGAUGAUCCUUCUGCAUCCAAGAAACCACGUGUAGUUUGGUCUGUGGAACUCCAUCAGCAAUUUGUCAGUGCUGUGAACCAACUCGGGCUUGAUAAGGCUGUGCCAAAGCGAAUUUUGGAAUUGAUGAAUGUACCUGGUUUAACUAGAGAAAAUGUUGCUAGCCAUUUGCAGAAAUUUAGGCUAUAUUUGAAGAGGUUAAGUGGGGUAGCUCAACAGCAGAAUGGAGUUUCUAAUACCAUUUGUGGGCCUGUGGACCCAAAUGUGAAACUGGGUUCACUUGGACGAUUUGACAUCCCAGCAUUGGCUGCUUCUGGUCAAAUUCCACCACAAACACUGGCUGCCCUGCAUGCUGAGCUUUUAGGUCGACCAGCAGGUAACCUUGUGGCAGCAAUGGAGCAGCCUGCUCUUCUACAAGCAUCGUUACAGGGACCCAAGCGUAUCCCUGUUGAACAUGGUGUGGCAUUUGGUCAGCCUUUAGUAAAUUGCCAAUCAAAUGUUUCGAAACACUUUCAGCAAUCAAUAAUUUCUUCUGUGGAAGACGUUUCCUCUGGGUUAGGAGCUUGGCCAUCCAAUACCCUUGGUCCAGUUGCACCUAGUAACAAUCUUGGGGGGAUGAAUGCUCAGAAUGGCAACAUGUUGAUGGAUAUAUUACAGCAGCAGCAACGACAACAGCAGCAAGAAUCGCAGCAGCAGUCUAUGCUUCCUGAGCCUAGCCGUUCAAUCAAUGUGCAGCCGUCUUGCCUUGUAGCUCCCUCUCAGUCAUCUGCCAUUUUUCAGGCGGGAAAUAGUCCUGCUUCAGUCAGUCAGAAUUGUAACUUUAACAGGAGUUCUGUUAUUGAUUACAGUCUUCUAUCGCCACAAUCAAAUAAUUCCCCAUUGAAUAUAGGACAAUUCUCUAAUGGGGCUCUGAAAAGUACAGUAGUUCUUAGUGGUUACUCAGGCCCGGGUUCUAUUUCUCCUUCGGUGUCGUCUUGCUCUGUAAAUGAUGAUAACAGCAUGGGUCUGCAAGGUCAAAGGUCGACCAUUACAUAUGGUGCUGCCAGACAGUUGGCAGGGCUUGUUCCUAAUAUGCAUGAUAUUCAGGGUUCUUAUGUUGCGAAAACAGGUGAAGUGCUUGAUCAAGGACCUCUUCGGAAUCUUGGAUUUGUUGGUAAAGGUACUUGCAUUCCAAGUCGAUUUGCAGUAGAUGAUUUUGAAUCACAAAUGAACAACUUGAGCCAUGGAAAACUAUAUGUGGAGAACAACAAAGUUAAGCAGGAGCCAAGUGUUGAUUUUAUGGAUAAUGCAAGAAUGGGCAUCUCUAUGUUACAACAAUUUUCGUCGAAUGAUGUCACGAGUGUUUUUACAGAAUAGGCUUGAAUUUGUGUGGUGAGCUUGAGUAUUAAUUGCUACGGAGGUGGGAUUGCUACUUAAUUGUCAAAUGUCGAGAAGGGAUUCCUGUUAAAAGUCUGUAAUAUUGUUAGCAUUAGAUCGAUCUGAUUGCCAGUGCCUGUACCAAAUCUCGGUGCACUGUGGAAGCUUCUUAGAAGGAAUUGUUGUUGUGAACGUGUUUCUGUGAUGUGGUGGGGGGGACAGGUUCACGUGUGUAGGGAAGUAGGGUUACAACCUUUUUAAUUAGGGUAGGAAGAAUAAGUUGUGUCAGACAACAGCUUGAAUUGGGCUCCAACAUGGUGGCAUCUUGCCUACAUAAUUGUCUAGUUAAUUAGGUGUUUUUUUUUUUUUUUUUUUUUUUUUUUUUUUUUUUUUUUUUAACGCUAUUGAAAUGCUGCUCAUUUAUUUAUCACUCGCUGGAUCUGCUACUUGUAAAUAUAUUUCUAGUCUAAGCUGACCAACCAAACUUGAGCUAAUAUGGAAACCUCAAAUUGAGAGUUACGUCAUUGUCAGGAAAUUGGCAAAUGCUGGCAUCAUUGGCUAGCUACUUCAUAUUGGAGUUCUCAAA
Messenger RNA from Alnus glutinosa, 2866 nucleotides. Its product is annotated as two-component response regulator ORR21. NCBI's taxonomy places the organism in Eukaryota, Viridiplantae, Streptophyta, Magnoliopsida, Fagales, Betulaceae. Gene Ontology annotation, biological process: cytokinin-activated signaling pathway; phosphorelay signal transduction system. The coding region runs from base 265 to 2280 and encodes 671 amino acids. The record is from RefSeq and is a predicted model, not a curated record. Gene Ontology annotation, molecular function: DNA-binding transcription factor activity; DNA binding. The transcript is spliced from 6 exons.